AUGGAUUUGCUGCGCCUCCUCCUCAUCCUGCUGGCCAUGUGCUGUCCUGCGUACGGCACAUGGGACAGCUGUGGAGGGACCUGCGGGCUCCGGCCCAUGGCUUUUCAGUACGGCAUGUCGCGCGUCGUGGGUGGCACAGAUGCCCAGGCAGGGGCCUGGCCCUGGAUCGUCAGCAUCCAGAAUCCCUGGCAAGCGGGCACGGGUCAUACCUGCGGAGGCUCCCUCAUCAGCGCACAGUGGGUCCUGACAGCAGCCCACUGCUUCAUCGAGGCCAGCUACAUCACCAUGUGGCGCGUGGUGAUCGGUGCCACGCGGCUGACUCAGCUGGGCCCUGAGGCCCAGGUGCGCAACAUCAAGCGGCUGCUCCUUCACCAAGGCUACAGUAACAUCACGCAGAGGAACGACAUUGCCUUGCUGGAGCUGGACCAGCCUGUGCAGUGCAACGCCUACGUUCAGCUUGCCUGCGUGCCCGAUGCCUCGCUGAGAGUCUCGCAGCUGAAAAACUGCUACAUCAGCGGCUGGGGUGCCACGACUGCAAGAUCUGGACGAUCAACGGAUGUGCUGCAGGAGGCCCAGGUCCGCCUCAUUGAUGUCAACGUCUGUAACAGCAGCCGGUGGUACAGAGGGGCCAUCCACACGCACAACGUCUGUGCUGGCUAUCCGCAGGGCGGCAUUGACACCUGCCAGGGGGACAGCGGUGGGCCUCUCGUGUGCCAAGACAGCAGUGCAGACUACUUCUGGCUUGUUGGUGUCACCAGCUGGGGGAGAGGCUGUGCCCGAGCCAGGCAGCCCGGAGUCUACACCUCCACUCAGCACUUCUACGACUGGAUCCUGCUACAGAUGGGCCUGCGCCCAGCAGUGAGGGCUACUCCAACAGCACGCGCUUGGAGUCAUUUUGUCACCACGUCAAGCCCCGUUCCGAGGCCAAGGCCCACAGCAGCGCAGUCGGGCGGCUCCUGCCCGUUUCCAGUCCAGAAGCUGCUGGACUUCUUUAGCCGGCUGCAGGAGCUCCUGCAGUACCUAAGGGGAAAAACGGUGUGA
Messenger RNA from Falco peregrinus (peregrine falcon), 1041 nucleotides. Its product is annotated as acrosin-like. Gene Ontology annotation, biological process: proteolysis; acrosome reaction. Bases 1 to 1041 code for a protein of 346 amino acids. The record is from RefSeq and is a predicted model, not a curated record. Gene Ontology annotation, molecular function: serine-type endopeptidase activity. The transcript is spliced from 5 exons. Lineage: Eukaryota; Metazoa; Chordata; Aves; Falconiformes; Falconidae.